GCCUAUGAGCGUAAGAACACUAGUCGUGGCGGCACGGCUUGCACAGAAAGGUGAGAGGGAAAAACGUUCAAAUCAAGAAGCGCGGUUUAGGGUUUGUUGCAGUGUUCUUCUUUCAUAUUCGUCAGAGUGAAAGAGAAGUCAUCAAAGGAAAAUGGUGAACCCAAGAUGCUAUCUGGACAUAAGCAUUGGUGGAGAGUUAGAGGGUAGGAUUGUGGUCGAGCUCUUCAAAGAUGUCGUUCCCAAAACUGCUGAGAACUUCAGGGCUCUUUGUACGGGUGAGAAGGGCCUCGCUCCCAACACCGGAGUUCCCCUGCAUUACAAGGGAGUCCGUUUUCAUCGCGUCAUUAAAGGUUUCAUGGUACAAGGUGGAGAUUUCACGGCUGGCGAUGGCACUGGUGGAGAAUCCAUUUAUGGCUUGAAAUUUGAGGAUGAGAAUUUUGAGUUGAAACAUGAGAGGAAAGGGAUAUUGUCAAUGGCUAAUGCAGGUCCCAACACCAAUGGAUCGCAAUUUUUCAUUACUACUACUCGGACUCCUCAUUUGGAUGGAAAGCACGUAGUGUUUGGAAAGGUGAUAAAAGGAAUGGGUGUGGUGCGUUCUAUCGAACAUGUUACUACUGGGGAAGUUGACUGUCCCACCCAAGAUGUAAUCAUCGCUGAUUGUGGAGAAAUAGCUGAAGGGGAUGAUGAUGGAACCAUAAACUUCUUCAAAGAUGGCGAUACUUAUCCUGACUGGCCAACUGACCUAAACGAGAAGCCAGAUGAAAUUUCUUGGUGGAUGGAGGCUGUUGAUUCUAUCAAAAGUCUGGGAAAUGAACAGUAUAAGAAGCAAGAUUAUAAGUCUGCUGUUCGCAAGUAUCGCAAAGCUUUGCGCUAUUUGGAUGUCUGCUGGGAAAAGGACGACAUUGAUGAAGAGAAGAGCACUGCUUUAAGGAAGAUAAAGUCUCAAAUUUUUACCAACAGUUCUGCUUGUAACUUGAAAUUAGGCGAUCCAAAAGGAGCAUUGUUGGAUUCAGAUUUUGCAAUGCAUGAUGGAGAUAACGCAAAGGCCCUGUUUCGCAAAGGCCAGGCAUGCAUGGCACUCAAUGACUUGGAUGCUGCUGUUGAAAGCUUCAAAAAAGCAUUAGAGUUGGAGCCAAACGAUGGAGGAAUUAAGAAAGAGCUUGCAACUGCCAGGAAGAAGGUUGCUGAUAGACAUGACCAAGAGAAAAAAGCUUAUUCCAGAAUGUUCAAAUAGAGUUCUUGGAGUUGUGACAUAUGCUGCUACUGUAUUAUGUCGAACAAAAUCGGGAUGGCUGUCAUUUCACCUGGUCAAAAUUUUCUCCUUUUCCUUUGCAGGCUUAGAUCAUCAGGUAUCUGACAGCAAAUCAGCCAAGCCCAACGUCCAUGGAUUCUGUUUUUGGUGUUGAGUUUGUUAAAAAUCAAUGCGAGGUGAAAUGCUGUCUGUAACUUGAAUGCUGUUUCGUGUAAUGAGGGGACAAAUAUCUGCUAAAAAUCCAAAGACGCUCGGUUGAAGUCGCAUAUUCAUGAAAUUUCUGUUGACGCAAUGUCCUUCCUGACUA
Messenger RNA from Prosopis cineraria, 1559 nucleotides. Its product is annotated as peptidyl-prolyl cis-trans isomerase CYP40-like. NCBI's taxonomy places the organism in Eukaryota, Viridiplantae, Streptophyta, Magnoliopsida, Fabales, Fabaceae. Gene Ontology annotation, biological process: protein folding; protein peptidyl-prolyl isomerization. Gene Ontology annotation, molecular function: protein binding; peptidyl-prolyl cis-trans isomerase activity. The record is from RefSeq and is a predicted model, not a curated record. The transcript has 9 exons. The coding region runs from base 152 to 1234 and encodes 360 amino acids.